This is a messenger RNA of Habropoda laboriosa, 1881 nucleotides long. It is a transcript of the gene ari-1, whose product is annotated as protein ariadne-1. The record is from RefSeq and is a predicted model, not a curated record. Lineage: Eukaryota; Metazoa; Arthropoda; Insecta; Hymenoptera; Apidae. Gene Ontology annotation, molecular function: zinc ion binding; ubiquitin conjugating enzyme binding; ubiquitin protein ligase activity. Gene Ontology annotation, biological process: positive regulation of proteasomal ubiquitin-dependent protein catabolic process; ubiquitin-dependent protein catabolic process; protein polyubiquitination. Gene Ontology annotation, cellular component: ubiquitin ligase complex; nucleus; cytoplasm. The transcript is spliced from 8 exons. The coding region runs from base 141 to 1667 and encodes 508 amino acids.
AACGAUGACGUCAUGUGCUGAAACAUAAGCUGUUUUCACCUUGUUCCGCUGCAAUAGCAUUUCGCGGGUACAGGUGAAAAAUAUAUAAAAUAAAAGGAUAUAUUGGUGUUUCGAUUACCUAAUAAAAUAGAAGAUUCACAAUGGAUUCUGAAGAGGAAACAUAUGAUGAUGUCGAUUCUGGCAAUGAAUCUAGUGGAGAUGAUGUGGAUUUUGCAAUGGAAAUAGAAGUUGGAAAUCCAAGAGAACGGGCAACAGAUGUUGAUGAUUACCCUUUUGAAGUUCUAUCAACAGAAGAAAUAGUGCAACAUAUGGUUGAUUCUAUAAAAGAAGUCAACACAGUUGUUGAAAUACCAGCAACAACCACGCGUAUACUAUUAAAUCAUUUCAAAUGGGAUAAAGAAAAAUUAAUGGAGCGUUUUUAUGAUGGUGAUCAAGAAAAAUUAUUUGCGGAAGCACGUGUUGUUAAUCCAUUUAGUAAGGAUCCAUUAAUUAAUAGAAGUCGAUCUUUUCAAAGCUCUCUGUCUAGAAGAACGUCAAAUGGUACAGAAGAAUGUGGAAUUUGUUUUACAAUUCAACCAUCAGCAAUGAUGACUGGACUUGAGUGUGGACAUCGUUUUUGUACUGGCUGUUGGGGAGAAUAUCUCACAACCAAAAUUAUGGAAGAAGGAGUUGGACAAACAAUUGCAUGUGCUGCACAUGCUUGUGACAUUUUAGUUGAUGAUGCCAGUGUUAUGCGUCUUGUAAAAGAUUCUAAAGUGAAAUUGAAAUAUCAACAUUUAAUAACAAAUAGUUUCGUUGAAUGUAAUAGGUUAUUGAGGUGGUGCCCAUCUCCAGAUUGUAAUAAUGCUAUAAAAGUACAGUAUGUAGAAGCAAGACCAGUAACCUGUAAAUGUGGACAUACAUUUUGUUUCCAUUGUGGUGAAAAUUGGCACGAUCCUGUAAAAUGUCACUUGCUGCGUAAAUGGAUUAAAAAAUGCGAUGAUGAUUCUGAAACAUCAAAUUGGAUUGCUGCAAAUACAAAAGAAUGUCCAAAAUGCAAUGUCACCAUUGAAAAGGAUGGUGGAUGUAACCAUAUGGUAUGCAAAAAUCAAAAUUGCAAAACUGACUUUUGUUGGGUGUGUCUUGGACCUUGGGAACCACAUGGUUCUAGCUGGUAUAAUUGUAACCGUUAUGAUGAAGAAGAGGCUAAAGCAGCAAGAGAUGCUCAAGAAAAAUCACGAUCUGUAUUACAGAGAUACUUAUUUUAUUGUAAUAGAUAUAUGAAUCAUAUGCAAUCAUUAAAAUUUGAGAGUAAGCUGUAUGCAAGUGUAAAAGAAAAGAUGGAAGAGAUGCAACAACAUAACAUGUCAUGGAUUGAGGUACAAUUUUUAAAGAAAGCAGUAGACAUUUUGUGUUCCUGUAGACAGACUCUUAUGUAUACUUAUGUUUUUGCUUAUUACGUGCGAAAGAAUAACCAGUCUGUGAUUUUUGAAGACAACCAGAAAGAUCUAGAAGGCACAACAGAACGUCUUUCUGAAUAUCUUGAAAGAGACAUAACAAGUGAAAAUCUUGCUGAUAUUAAACAAAAGGUUCAAGAUAAAUAUAGAUAUUGCGAUAGUCGGAGGAAAGUGCUUUUGGAACAUGUACAUGAAGGUUAUGAAAAGGAUUGGUGGGAUUAUGUGGAAUAGAGAUUUAAACCAGCUUCGUUUUUCGGGCGUGCAAGACAAGUUUUUUUGUCACUUUUGCCCCAGCUGUGAUAAACCAAGAAAGCUGACAGGAAACAAAAAUAGAGCAUGUCACCAAGUGAUUUACGUGUUAGAUAUACUUUAAACGUAAUAUGAUCUGUGGCAACACAUAUAUCGUUAUGAAUUUUGAAUUUAUUAAAAUUGAAUCCUAUUACCA